This is a messenger RNA of Tilletiopsis washingtonensis, 2748 nucleotides long. RefSeq lists its product as hypothetical. Gene Ontology annotation, molecular function: GTP cyclohydrolase II activity. The record is from RefSeq and is a predicted model, not a curated record. Gene Ontology annotation, biological process: riboflavin biosynthetic process. The transcript has a single exon. The coding region runs from base 43 to 2511 and encodes 822 amino acids. NCBI's taxonomy places the organism in Eukaryota, Fungi, Basidiomycota, Exobasidiomycetes, Entylomatales.
CCUCCCUCACUCCACCACCUUAUACACCGGCGCGCCAUGACGAUGGCGCACCACGCCGCCUCGGCCGCCGACCUGGCGCUGCUCGACAUGCUCAGUGCGCUGCCGCAGCCCGGCCAGGCGCCCGUCUCGCACUUCCGCCAUGCCGGCGCCGGCGACGCGGCCGCGGGCGGCAGCCGCAGCCGCAGCAGCAGCCAUGCCAGCAGCAGCUCGCGCCGCCCACUCGCCACGCUCACCGCGCUGCGCCGCCCGCCCAUCGAUCCCAUCAUCCUCGCCGCCUCGCUCUCCAGCGGGCCGCACGUCACGCGCCACCACUUCCACCACUCCUACGGCGCACCGCGCGCCAAGCCCUCGACGCAGAUGCCGGCGUCGGAGCGGCGCGCGCGCCAGCGGCAGGAGGCCGCAGCUGCGGCAACGGCGCCGGCAGCCGGCAGCUACGCCAACUGCGACGCACCCGCGCCGGAGCCCGAGCCGGAGCAGGAGAGCGGCUACUUUGGCGGCGCCGUGCCUUCCGUGCCCGCGCUGACCGACGAGGAGCGCGCCCUCUACUCGUCGCGCCAGGCGCCGCGCAGUGUGCGGCUGCGCCUCGAGGCCGAGGCAAAGGCCUCGCGCGAGCGCGCAGCGCAGGCACAGGCCGCUGCCGAGGCGCAGAAGAGCGCAGACGCCAGCGCCGCCGCCGCGCCGGCCGCUCCGCAGCCAGCUGCUGCACCGGCGCCGCGCUCCAAGGCCGCAGAGCAGCUCUCCGAGGCCCUGCACUCGCGCCAGGCGCUCAUCUCGCAGCCCUCGACGCCGCUGCAUCUCGGCGCGCUGCCCACGCCCGGCGUCAACGCCCCGCCCGGCCAGACGACGCCGCUCUCGCUCGCGGGCCUCUCCUCCAUCGUGCGCCCGCCGCCGCUACUUGCGCGCUGCUACGCACGCACGCGCAUUCCGACGCCGCACGGCGAGAUUUUCUGCCACCUGUACCGCAACAACCGCGACGGCAAGGAGCACCUGGCGCUCGUCGUCGACCCGGCGCAGAACUCUGCCGAGACGAUGCAGGCGCUCGAGCAGGGCGACGACUCGCCGCGCAAGGGUGCCGCACGCCCGCUGCGCAGCCAGACGCUCGAUGAGGUGUGGAGUCCGGAAGAGACGGAGAUGGAGCGGAUAGUGCGCGGCGCGUACGUGGGGCGGCUGGGCCCGAGCUUCCAGCAAGCCAGUCCGGCGGCUCCGCCACGCCCGCGGCACAGCGCCGCAGCCCACGCCGCGGCCCGCCUCGCGCCUGCGUCGCGCGCAGCAGUGCCCGAGGAGGAGGAGACUGCGCCGCUGGUGCGCAUCCACAGCGAGUGCUACACGGGCGAGACGAUUGGCUCGCAGCGCUGCGACUGCGGCGAGCAGCUCGACGAGGCCAUUCGGCUCAUCCACGCCACCUCUACGAGUGCGCGUCCGGCGCGUGGAGUCAUCGUCUAUCUGCGACAAGAAGGGCGCGGCAUUGGGCUGCUCGACAAGCUCAUGGCGUACAAUCUGCAGGACAUGGGCCACGACACCGUCUCUGCCAAUGUCCUGCUGGGCCAUCUGCCCGACGCGCGCAAGUACGACAUCGCAGCUGCCAUUCUGCGCGACUUGGGCGUCUCGACGUGCCGACUGCUGACGAACAACCCGGACAAGAUGGAGGCACUGGAGCGCGAGGGCGUGCGUGUCGCAGAGCGCGUCGCAAUGGUGCCGCGCGCAUGGCGCGAGGAGCUAGGCGCAAAGGCUCGGCGACGACGCAACCAUGCGCGACGAGCCAAGGCGGCGGCGCGCGCCAGCUCCUCGGCACCGCGCACGCCCGACGGGCGCGCCGCAAGUGCCAUUCCCCGCAGUCGACGCCGGGCACUCGGAGCUGGCGCCUCCAUGGACGCCAGCAUCAUCUCGCAAGCUCCCUCUGCCGGCGCGCAUUCUCCGCGCGUCUUGUCUGCGCCUGGCUCGGGCGAGGCAAGUGAGAAUGACUGGGCGGGCGGCGAGGAGGAGCCGUGGGAGAGUGGCUCGGAGGAAAGCGGCGAUGGCGAGGCGGAGGAGGAGUACGUCGAUCAUAUCCUGCGCCGCAGCGGCGCCACGAUGCUGGGCGCCAGUGUCACGCGAGGGCCAGAGCUGGAAAAGUAUCUGCGCACCAAAGUGGAGCGCAUGGGCCAUCUGCUCGACCUGCCGCCGCACGAAGCGCCGCACGCACAUGCUCCGGCACCGGCACCUGUGACGCAAGCGCAACCACAUGCCUUGUCGCAGAGCGUCGAUGCGCUGCAGAUCGACGAGGCGGACGCACCACCUGCAACGCCGCACGAGCACGACGAGGAAGACCACGCCAACACCGACCCGGACAGCCUGCUCGACGAGGGCGAACUGCACGCGCUCGCCGCACAUGCCGCCGAUGGCAGCGGCGCGCCCGGCACUGAGAAGGACGGCGUCGCGGCGACGGACUUUGCCGCACAGCCGCAGCGACACCAUCCUGCGCAGCAGGCGGAUGACUCGGACGACGACGCGAUCCUGAUUGAGCGGCAGUGAGCCGGCCUGGCUGCCAUGACUGCACCUCUUGCGACGCCUGCUUCAUUCUACCCCUCCCGCCCAUGUGACGCCUCUCUUACUUCACGCAUUAUCGGCCACUCUGCAACACAUGCUCUCCUUCCCAGGCUGCGCACUUUCUCUGCAAUCCACACGCCCAGCUGUCUCGCCUUAAAGUGAUGUAGUUGCGCAGCGAGGGGCGGGUAACAAGAUGUCUAAGUGUAGGGGAAGCAGUGUUCU